This is a messenger RNA of Microthlaspi erraticum, 747 nucleotides long. The record is from the annotation of a GenBank genome assembly. Lineage: Eukaryota; Viridiplantae; Streptophyta; Magnoliopsida; Brassicales; Brassicaceae.
AUGGCUCCGAAAGCUCUUUCUACCCCAAAAUUUCAAGGUCCUCGAGAAAAUCGACGGUCAAUUUCCUCCCAUUCCACUUCUCCUCUCUCCUCUAAUGCAUUCCCAGAUCAGAGAUCCUUCAGAGAGAUUCUUACGCGGGAGCACAAGGAGAAUAAGAGGAUAACGACCAAUAGGUAUGACAUGUGGCUGAAGCUAGGCACAUGUGACCAUAACUUCAAUGAGAAACGGGAAAGAGUGGUGAAGGCAAGUCGUGAUAUCACAAUGAACAGUAAAAAAAAAAGUCAUCUUUCAGGUUCACAGACUCAGCAAAGACAACAAAGAGGAGGUUUUGGAGAAAGCAGGGAAAGAUUUAGAAGCAGGGAGAGAGCAAAAAUUUUCACGGCUAAUGAAAGAGCUUCAACCAACAAAUUUUUGGAAGCUGAGACGAGCUUCUCACCAGGGGUGCAGGAAUAUUUUGAAGCUGCAACGUUUUAUAAGUUCUGUUUAUCCGGGACUCUCUCUACUCUCGAUGAGUUUAACGCUACGCUUUUACCGUUUAGUGAACCUUCUAUGGAACCUCUGCAGAACAAUAUCCUUGACUAUAUUCUUGGGCUUGCGGAUUUCACUGGAGAGGUAAUGAGGAUAACGAUUGGUAGAAUAGCAGACGGUGAGAUCGAACUCGCGGAGCGGAUCUGCCAGUUUGUUAGACAGAUCUAUAGGGAGCUAAUGCUGGUUGUGCCAAAGAUGGAUGUCAGUUACGACAUGUAA